AAAAGAGAAGAAGAAGAAAACAAAACAAAGUGAGCCAAGGAAGUUCUCUUAGAUUCUCAACUUCAUAAAUUCCAAACGACCCACACACGAACGAAAGAACCAAAUUGGGCUUUGGUUUUCUUGCAAUUCAUUGGUUUUCCUUUUGUUUGUUUGUUCGCUGUGAAAACACGAGAGAAAAUCCUUGUGAAGGGGUUUCCCUGUUUCGUUUUUUCAGCACAGCUGGGAAUAUGGAUGGUAUAGAGAGAACAAGGAAUCCCAGCAAAAGGACUGGGCAUAGCAGCAUAGGGAGGAGCCUAAGCAGGAGUAGCUGGAGCAUGGAAGAUGUAUUUUCAGGCUCCAAGCGGAGUAACCGAGUGGAUGAAGACGAAGAAGCUCUCAAAUGGGCCGCCAUCGAGAAGCUACCAACCUAUGAUCGCCUCAGAACCAGCAUCAUGCAAUCCUUUGUGGACCAUGAGAUUGUGGGGCACAGGGUGGAACACAGAGCAGUCGACGUUACCAAGCUUGACAUGACUGACAGGCAGAAGUUCAUCGACAUGCUCUUCAGGGUUGCCGAGGAGGACAAUGACAAGUUCUUGCGCAAGUUUAGAAACAGGAUUGAUAAGGUUGGGAUUCGACUUCCGACGGUAGAAGUUAGGUUCGAGCACUUGACCAUAGAAGCCGACUGCUAUGUCGGCAGCAGGGCUCUACCUUCUCUUCCGAAUGCAGCAAGGAACAUCUUCGAGUCGGUCCUUGGAAUGGUCGGAAUCAGACUUGCCAAGACAACUAAACUCACCAUUCUUAACGAUGCCUCCGGAGUUAUUAAACCAUCAAGGAUGACACUUUUACUAGGUCCACCUUCUUCUGGGAAAACUACCCUUUUGCUGGCAUUGGCGGGCAAGUUGGAUCCUAGCUUAAAGGUUAAAGGAGAAAUAACAUACAAUGGAUACAGACUGAAUGAAUUUGUUCCUAAAAAGACAUCUGCAUAUAUCAGCCAAAAUGAUGUUCAUGUUGGAGAAAUGACUGUCAAAGAAACCUUGGAUUUCUCAGCGAGAUGCCAGGGCAUUGGCACUCGAUAUGAUCUCUUGAGUGAGCUUGCUAGAAGGGAAAAAGACGCAGGAAUUUUCCCAGAAGCUGAUGUAGACCUUUUCAUGAAGGCAACUGCAAUGGAAGGAGUUGAAAGCAGUCUUAUCACCGAUUACACACUUAAACUUUUGGGGCUAGACAUAUGCAAGGAUAUCAUUGUUGGAGACGAGAUGCAGAGGGGAAUUUCUGGAGGUCAAAAGAAAAGAGUAACAACAGGGGAGAUGAUUGUUGGACCUACCAAGACACUUUUCAUGGACGAAAUAUCAACUGGCCUUGACAGUUCCACGACAUACCAGAUAGUAAAGUGUUUGCAGCAGAUUGUGCACCUAACAGAGGCCACAAUCUUCAUGUCCCUACUCCAACCUGCUCCCGAGACCUUCGAUCUCUUUGAUGAUAUCCUUCUUUUAUCGGAAGGCCAAAUCGUCUAUCAGGGUCCACGCGAGCAUGUUGUCGAGUUCUUUGAGAGUUGUGGUUUCAGAUGUCCUGAAAGGAAAGGCACAGCUGACUUCUUGCAAGAGGUUACCUCAAAGAAGGACCAAGAGCAAUACUGGGCAGAUAGGAGUAAACCUUACAGAUACAUAACAGUAGCUGAGUUUUCAAACAGGUUCAAGCGUUUCCAUGUCGGAAUGAAAUUAGAGAAUGAGAUCUCCGUGCCUUUCGACAAGUCAAGAGGUCAUCGAGCGGCAUUGGCCUUUAAAAAAUACUCGGUCUCCAAAAUGGAACUUCUUAAAGCGUGUUGGGACAAAGAAUGGCUACUGAUUAAGCGGAAUUCAUUUAUUUACGUUUUCAAGACUGUCCAGAUUAUCAUCGUGGCAAUCAUUGCAUCAACGGUAUUUUUGAGGACUGAAUUGCACACCAGGAAUGAGCAAGAUGCGGCAAUCUAUGUAGGUGCGCUUCUGUUCGGAAUGAUCAUCAACAUGUUCAAUGGUUUCUCUGAGCUCUCCCUGAUGAUCAGUAGGCUUCCAGUGUUCUACAAGCAAAGAGACCUUCUAUUCCACCCUGUCUGGACUUUCACUCUGCCAACAUUCCUACUCCGGGUUCCGAUAUCUAUUCUAGAAUCCACCGUUUGGAUGGUAGUAACAUAUUACACAAUAGGGUUUGCACCUGAGGCCAGCAGGUUUUUCAAGACAUUCCUGUUGGUGUUUUUAGUUCAACAAAUGGCAGCUGGGCUCUUUAGACUCAUUGGUGGGAUAUGCAGAACAAUGAUCAUAGCUAGCACAGGUGGGGCUCUCACUCUUCUCCUUGUGUUCUUGCUGGGUGGCUUCAUCAUUCCAAAAGGUGAAAUCCCAAACUGGUGGGAGUGGGCUUACUGGGUUUCACCUUUGACUUACGGUUACAAUGCCUUCACUGUUAAUGAACUAUUUGCACCAAGGUGGAUGAACAAAAAGGCUUCGGACAAUGUUACAAGUUUGGGUGUACAAGUGCUAAGGAACUUUGAUGUUCCCAAUAAUAAAAACUGGUAUUGGAUUGGCGCAGCUGCUCUUUUAGGCUUCACAGUGUUGUUCAACGUUCUCUUCACCUUCGCUCUCAUGUUCCUAAACCCCCUUGGGAAGCCACAGGCUGUAAUUUCUGAGGAAACUGCCGAAGAGCUGGAGGCUAACAAUGAGGGUUCUAAGGGUGAACCAAGGUUAAGGAGACCAAAAUCAAGCAAAGAUUCGUUCUCCCGAUCUCUGUCUUCUGCGGAUGCAAACAAUACAAGAGAAAUGGCAAUCCAGAGAAUGAGCGGUCGGACAAACCCCAACGGAAUGAGCAGGAAUGAUUCUUCGAUUGACGCAGCCAAUGGUGUUGCUCCCAAGAGGGGAAUGGUUCUUCCCUUCACUCCUCUAGCAAUGUCCUUUGACACUGUUAAUUACUAUGUUGAUAUGCCACCAGAAAUGAAGGCACAAGGUGUUGCAGAGGACAGGUUACAACUACUUCGAGGUGUAACCGGAGCAUUUAGGCCUGGAGUAUUGACUGCACUGAUGGGUGUCAGUGGUGCAGGAAAGACAACAUUGAUGGAUGUUUUAGCGGGAAGAAAGACCGGUGGAUAUAUCGAGGGUGAUAUUAGAAUUUCCGGAUACCCCAAGAUACAAGAAACCUUUGCUAGAAUUUCUGGAUACUGUGAACAAAACGAUAUUCACUCGCCCCAAGUUACAGUCAGAGAAUCCUUGAUUUACUCAGCUUUCCUGCGGCUACCUAAAGAUGUCAGCAAAGAGGAAAAGAUGAUUUUUGUGGAUGAAGUGAUGGAACUGGUAGAAUUGGACAAUCUCAAGGAUGCCAUAGUAGGUCUGCAAGGAGUCACAGGGUUGUCAACUGAGCAAAGAAAGAGGUUGACAAUUGCAGUAGAGCUUGUUGCUAAUCCCUCAAUUAUUUUCAUGGAUGAACCAACAUCUGGCCUCGACGCGAGAGCGGCAGCCAUUGUUAUGAGGACUGUCAGAAACACUGUGGACACAGGAAGAACAGUUGUUUGCACUAUUCAUCAGCCUAGUAUUGAUAUCUUUGAAGCCUUUGAUGAGUUGCUACUGAUGAAAAGAGGCGGGCAGGUGAUUUACUCCGGACCAGUAGGUCGACACUCUCACAAGAUCAUUGAAUAUUUCGAGUCCAUUCCUGGAAUCCCCAAAAUUAAGGACAAGUACAACCCAGCUACCUGGAUGCUAGAAGUGAGCUCCGUAGCUGCUGAAGUUAGGCUCGGAAUGGACUUUGCCGAACAAUAUAAAUCAUCAUCCUUGUAUCAGAGAAACAAGGCAUUAGUAAAUGAAUUAAGCACACCACCCCCGGGAGUGAAAGACCUCUAUUUCACUACUCAGUACUCACAAUCGACAUGGGGUCAAUUCAAAUCAUGCCUUUGGAAGCAAUGGUGGACUUACUGGAGAAGUCCAGAUUAUAACCUUGUCAGAUACUUCUUCACUUUGCUCUCUGCACUAAUGGUCGGUACUAUUUUCUGGCAGAUCGGCACUAAAAGGGAAUCGACAACUGAUCACAAUGAUAAUGGGGCAAUGUAUGCUGCUGUCUUGUUCGUCGGAAUCAAUAACUGCUCAACUGUUCAACCAGUCGUGGCCAUUGAAAGAACAGUGUUCUAUCGUGAAAGAGCAGCUGGGAUGUACUCUGCGUUACCUUAUGCCCUUGCACAGGUGUUUUGCGAGAUACCUUACAUUUUUGUCCAAACAACAUACUAUACACUCAUUGUGUAUGCUAUGGUGGGUUUUCAAUGGACGGCAGCAAAGUUCUUCUGGUUUUUCAUCAACUUCUUCUCCUUCCUUUACUUCACAUUCUAUGGAAUGAUGACUGUUUCCAUCACACCAAACCAUCAAGUGGCAGCUAUUUUCGCCGCAGCUUUCUAUGCACUCUUUAAUCUCUUCUCCGGCUUCUUUAUUCCAAGACCGAGAAUCCCCAAGUGGUGGGUAUGGUAUUACUGGAUUUGCCCUGUGGCAUGGACGGUUUACGGACUGAUCGUGUCACAGUAUGGAGAUAUCGAAGACACCAUUAAAGCACCUGGCAUCAAGCCUGACCCUACUGUUAAAUCAUAUAUCAAAGAUCAAUAUGGCUACGAUUCGGACUUCAUGGGACCAGUUGCUGCAGUUUUGGUUGCCUUUGCAGCAUUCUUCGCCUUCAUGUUUGCCUACUGCAUAAGGACACUCAACUUCCAGACCAGAUAGACACCAUGCUGGAAAUUCUUCCUGGAGCACAUGUUUUACUUUUACAAGCAAAAUGUGACCUUGUAAAUACUGAAAAUGGAAAUCCACCAGAAAUUCCAAACUGAUCUCCAGUUCCAUUAUUCCUCUGUUGUCCUUCUAAGAUUUUCAGAUACUGUUUUCUUAAUUCAAAUUCGUGUAAGCUAUAUAGCAUAGGUGAUGGCGAAAAGUUCAGUUCGCAAAGAACGUUUCAAAAGUUGUACCUGGAAAUGUAAUGUUUUGUCGGAUAUAUUAAUCUCUCAGGGGAAUCAGUCAUAUUGUUCUA
Hibiscus syriacus is the source of this 4998-nucleotide messenger RNA. Its product is annotated as ABC transporter G family member 36-like. The record is from RefSeq and is a predicted model, not a curated record. Gene Ontology annotation, cellular component: membrane. NCBI's taxonomy places the organism in Eukaryota, Viridiplantae, Streptophyta, Magnoliopsida, Malvales, Malvaceae. Gene Ontology annotation, molecular function: ATP binding; ATP hydrolysis activity; ABC-type transporter activity.